UGAACCUCUUGAUGAAGCUCAUCGUGUUCCAUCAAGGCCUCAUGCAUAGCCUUGUCUGGUGCCUUUUCUCUGGGGGUCCCAUGGUUUUUGAACUUUGAAAUCAAACUGGCCACUUGAUUGCAGAGAGACUGACAUAGUUUUCUUUUUUGUAGUCUUUUUUUAGUUUCUCCUUCUUGGCGUCAAGUUCCUUGUUGUGACUCUCAGCACAUUGGAGCAAAGAUUAAGCCACCAACGUCCCACUCAUCACAACCAACACCGCCAUCAUGCCCACUGAGGAGAUACCGUCACAACAGACCCGCAAGAGGAAAAAGAACAAAAAAUCACGCUCCAAGGGGAAGAGCCCUGGUGGGAGUCCCAGUGCCUCCCUAGGAGGUACCUUAGAAGGACAGGAUGACCUCCUCCUACCCCCGGUCCUCCAGCCGCCUCCUAAAAAGCCAGCAGAGCAGAGGCCGAAAAUAUCAGUGGCCAAAGUGGAGGAGGAGUCAUCCGUAGCUAUCUGUCUACAGGUGCUUUUCUUCUACCUGCUGGCUGGGAUGGGCAUGGUGAUGGCCGGCAUGGUGCUGGACAAUGUACAGCACUGGGAGGUGUUUAAGGUGAUCACAGAAGUGUUCAUCCUGGUGCCUGCACUGGUCGGACUCAAAGGAAACUUGGAGAUGACCCUGGCUGCUCGCCUCUCCACUGCUGCCAACACAGGCCAAAUGGAUGACCCUGAUAAACAGUGGACUAUGGUGUGCAGCAAUCUGGCCCUCAUACAGGUUCAAGCCACAGUUGUGGGCUUCCUUGCAGCAGUGGCAGCGGUGUGUUUAGGGGCAGUUUCCAGAGGGGGGGUUGAACUGGACCAGGCAGCUGUUCUGUGUGCCAGCAGCAUCACCACGGCCUUUGUAGCUGCUCUCUCUUUAGGUCUGGUGAUGAUUGGAGUGAUUAUCGGGUCCAGGAAGGUGGGGAUCAACCCUGACAAUGUGGCCACCCCCAUCGCUGCCAGCCUGGGUGAUUUGAUCACCCUAUCCCUGCUGGCCGGGGUCAGCAGCACGCUGUACGAGUACAUAGAUAUAUGGUACCUGUCCCCCCUGGUGUGUCUGGUCUUCCUGGCUCUGAUCCCACUGUGGGUGGUGGUGGCCCGACAGAGCCCUCAGAUCAGGGAAGUUCUCCGCUCAGGAUGGCAGCCUGUUAUAGUAGCCAUGUCCAUUAGCAGUUUUGGAGGUCUUAUACUGGACAAGACAGUGAGUGAUCCCAACUUUCAGGGCAUGGCUGUCUUUACACCCGUCAUUAACGGAGUGGGUGGUAACUUGGUGGCCAUCCAGGCCAGCAGGAUCUCAACUUACCUGCACUUCUGGAGCAUCCCAGGGGUGCUGCCCUAUAAGAUGAGGCAGCACUGGCCUAAUCCCUGCAUCACUUUCUUUUCCUCAGGGGUGAAUUCCAAGUCAGCACGGGUGCUUCUGAUGCUGGUCAUCCCCGGUCAUCUGGUCUUCCUCUACGCCAUCUCUCUGCUGCAGGGGAAGGAGGCGCCUAUCACUGUAGCCUUCACCAUCUGCUACCUGUGUGCUGCUCUGCUACAGGUGGCCAUCCUCCUUUACGUGGCUGACCUCAUUGUCCGUGUGAUGUGGAGACGGAGUCUGGACCCUGACAACUUCUCCAUUCCCUACCUGACAGCCCUGGGGGAUCUGCUGGGCACUGGCUUUCUGGCCCUCUGCUUCCACUGUGUUGCACUGGUUGGAAGCCUGGGUCUCUGAGUUUUUCCCCUUCGCCUCUUAACUCUUAGACAGCCACUGUCUUGUUGCACCCAUUUUGUUUUAUUUACACAGAGAUGCUUUUGAUUGGACAAUAAGGCAAUUUCUGAUCUUUAUCACUGGGCAGUUCAUAUGGCACAGGUGAUAAAUUUACACCCAUACAUCUGACCUUACAGUAUUCAGACAUUUUGAGACAUGAUUUCUGGUCAUCAGUGCAUCUAUUUUGAACUUAAGUUUACAAUCAUUCCUUUUCAUCUCUGUCUGUCUUUUGGUUUAACUGCACUAACUAAAUUUGUGGUUGGAGAGUGUGCUCUCCCUGUCUCUCAUAUCAUCUCAUCUCUUUGGCUUCAUCAAAAGAAUAUGUAGCAAAUUGACAUCAUAGCAGCAAGACAGCGUAACAGCAUAUCAAUUGUGUAGUCCAGUAGAAAUUUUUGUUCCAACAGCCUUGACUGUGAAAAAUUGGUCUGUUUGUGGACUUUUAUUUGAACAGACUGUACUAUGCAUUAAUGCUGGAGGUUGUGGAGGUCGGUAUGUGGUAUGUGUUGGUAAGUGUCAUACACUAACUGGAAUCAUCAUUACUCAUCAUUGCUUAGAAUGAGUGGGACAAAUCAGGUUCAGUACCUGUAACACAGAGGAAUGUUUCGUCAUCACAUGAAAAACUUGUAUCUCAGUUAUUAUCCAUUUAAUGGACUUUAUGUAUUGUAACCCAAAGCUCCCCUUUUCAUGAGGUUUUCUGCAAAUUAAUUUUUAAGAGGUAACAGAGACAGAACAGGGGUAAUUGGUACAUUUUAAGGACACAGACAAAUGGCAUGGCUUCACAGUGGAAACAGUUUGAUUAGGAUAGGGAGACAAUAUCAGUAGGUGAGGUGGAGGUUUGUGUCAAUCAUGAGCAAUGGAAUCACCUCUGCUCUGACAGUUUCAUGACAUCAGUAAACAUCAGACAUGCAGAUAUCAGUGCAGACCGGAUCCACCUAAACACUGCUCAUUCAGUGGAUACGUGCAGAUCUGUUGAUAUGCAGCACCUAAAAACUAUCACAGGAGAUGGCAUUUUUAGCAGCUCUGUUCACUGGAUAUCCAUUUACCAGUGUUUCUGUGAAGUGAGAUGAAGAGUCAAAUAUAAUGGAUCAUAAAGACUUAAAGAGGGACGGCAUCCACUAGCAAGUUUCUGACGUUUCUAAAUGAUGUGUUUGUGUCCAGAAUCCCUACUUGUCACACGUCAUGGCACAUAGUGGGAUAAAAUCUAAAUUGUUAAGGUUUAAAGUAUGAUCUGGUGCUGACUUCCAUGUUCACAAAACAGCCACGGCACAAAAAUCCCUGCAACCCUCGACUUCUAUUCCUUCUCCUGCUCUUUCCUUCCUCUGCUGAGAAGUCAACAAAACACCAAACAGGCACAGGUGGGAGAUGAACCUUGUGCCCAGCGAAAACACCACAAAAUGAGCCCAGUGUCUCCAGUAUAUUCAAUAUGCAGAUGAUAUAUUGCUGUUUGUUGUACAUACAGUAGAUAUAUACAUGGUUAUUAAACUGACACUUGCGUUUAAAAUAGUGAUAGUUA
Molecule: messenger RNA, 3279 nt
Organism: Thunnus maccoyii (southern bluefin tuna)
Lineage: Eukaryota; Metazoa; Chordata; Actinopteri; Scombriformes; Scombridae
Gene: slc41a3
Product: solute carrier family 41 member 3
Exons: 11
Coding region: 264-1730 (488 amino acids)
Biological process (GO): monoatomic cation transport
Cellular component (GO): plasma membrane
Molecular function (GO): monoatomic cation transmembrane transporter activity
Source: RefSeq, a predicted model, not a curated record